Molecule: messenger RNA, 4125 nt
Organism: Penicillium digitatum Pd1
Lineage: Eukaryota; Fungi; Ascomycota; Eurotiomycetes; Eurotiales; Aspergillaceae
Product: kinetochore-microtubule binding complex subunit SPC105
Biological process (GO): protein localization to kinetochore; mitotic spindle assembly checkpoint signaling; mitotic sister chromatid biorientation
Cellular component (GO): kinetochore
Source: RefSeq, a predicted model, not a curated record
AUGGACGGACAGAGCCAGAAGGAACAAAAGAAAAAGGGUCUUUUAAAUGAUUUUGAACCUACCCCAGGACCUCCCAGGACAGGUAAUGACAAUGAUGACACUGCGAACCCGUUUGAUACAUUCAAUGCGACUUCAGCCAUUCGCGAGGAGAUGGCUGCUACCAAGGAGCGCGAUGAACAGGAGCGCAAAGCUCGUGAGCGACAGAAUAUCCUAGAGAAAAGAGCGGCACGGAGGAAAUCAAUGGCGAAUCGGCGGGUAUCCUUUGCUCCUGAGGCGACCCUGCACACCUGGAACGUGGUGGAAAUUCCAGACGACUCAACUUCCUCCUCUGCCGCGAACUCAACAAGACACUCAUCUGCUGCCGCAAACUCCCAGAACCAAUCUGCCCCUAUCUCACCCACCAAAGAUGCUCCAUCUUCGCCAGCAGAGUCGGAAUUCGGAUUCUCCCCUGUCCGCACACAAGAUCUGGACCAGAUAAGAGAUCGCCCAUCAUCUAGGGGUGACAACGAUGGUCACGAUUUAUCGUCUAGUCCUUUCAGCGGAAGCUCGGUAGGAAGCGAAGACACUGGCACCCAAAGCCUGGCCGGAGAAGAGGACGAUGACAAUGCUUCAGACUCCGACGAUGGGUUUGAUGCCGAGAGUACUGCAAUGAGCAUGGAUGAUGUGACCGCGCGCUCAGGAAUGAGUGUCCAAUCAGACGCAACUUCUAGCUCAAGCUCUAGUGCCAGACUCAAUGAAGCUCUGCGCCAGGCCGCAAAGGAAGCAGGAACCGAACUUGAUGAAGACGGAGAGAUGUCUAUGGAAAUUGCGGAUCAAGAAAUAACCGGUGCUUUCCAGCCGUGGAUAAAAAAGGGCCAAAGACAAAGCUUUGAUUGGGGAGAUAUUAGCGCUCGACAUGAUGAGGAGAACCUCGACCCAUCUAAGGAUGCCAAUACUCCAGGUUUACCAGAAUCAGAUGACAUCGACGAGGACGAAGACCUCAGCAUGGACGUGACGAAUGCCGUAGGACGCAUUCUUGGCAAGUCUUCUGGGCAUCGCCAGAGCACGGCUCGCCGCCAGUCUGUGGCCGAAGAAUCCAACUACGGAGAUCAAACUAUGGAGAUGACAAAUGUUGUCGGUGGUAUCGCACAGGAGAAUUCACCAUCAAAGUUUUCAGAGAUUGACAACGAAGAUGAAGGAAUGACAAUGGAAUUCACUUCGGCCAUUGGCAAAAUCUUGGGUAACCAGCCUACUUAUGCCUCCAACUCUGAUCACAUGAACUCUGAUCGAGACAAUGACUCUGACGAUGGUAUGGACAUGGAGAUGACCAGUGCGAUUGGUGGUAUCCUACAGUCAGGGAUUGAAGCCAACGACAAAGUGCAUGGAAGGAUGAUAAUGGAGCUCGAAACCGACUCAGGUCAGCUUGCUAGCUCGCCUUUUCAAGACAACGUUCGGCAAUCUCCUGCCAAGUCCCCUGCGAAAUCACCUCUUCGUUAUCAAAUUGCUGCUGUUGCAUCCGAAAAUGGGAGCCCCAGUUUGGCAACUGUGCGGGCUAGGCUUUCCCGGCGUAGCUUCACUCCAGGAUCGUCGGGGACGCCAGGGUCAUCCGGCCGGCAACGUUCACCACACGCGAAGCCAUUAACUCCGUCCAAGCAGUCUACCCCCCAAACGAAACCCAUCACCCCAAGCAAGACACCCCCCUCCAGCAAUGUUACUUUUAGGAGUGCUUCACCAAGAAAGCUCUUCCAGCCCGAGCUCCAGCAAUCAGCAGAUAAACGCAAGUCUCUACGUCAAAGCCUGUUUGAGCACAACAAAGCAACAGGAGAGUCGACCCCACUCUUCAGAUUGCAACCACGCGAGGUUCGUCGCUCUUCUGGUCUAGGUAUUGACAAAGAAGGUCUUGGAUCUCCUCGCGUGGCGGCCUUACUCGACAAGCGCCAGUCGCUUGGCGAUAGUACACCCCAGUUCGUUCCGCAAGAACAGCCCCGAUCAGGUGUACGAUUCGAGGAUCCUCUGCAACUGCAGGCAGAGGAAGAACGUGAACGUGAAGAAGAGGAACUCCGAGAGGGUGGCCACAUCACAGGCUUGCAGUCAGAUCGGGACGCGACCCCAAGCUUGAAGGAUAUGAUUUCAAACAUGAGCCCGAAGAAGACUAGGAUUGGCAGUCGCAAGAGUCUUCAUGUUGGGGCUGCUCGUGGGGUUCUGGGCAAGCGCCCAGUUGAGCUGGACUUGGAUGAAGAUGAAGUAGACAACUCGCCCAAGCGACUGCGUGGCCAUAAUGUCAGCCCAGUCAAAGGUGUGAAGUUGCCAACACCUAUGUUCAGGGAAGGACAUGCCCAUCAGACAAUGAUUUCACCCGCCCAAAGAGCUGCUAGCUCAUCGCCCCCCAAGGGUAGCACGACGCCUUCCCAGCAAUUACGGAGUGCUUCCCAGAUCUCGACAACUCCUCUCAAGCAUGGCAUUGAUGCCCUUCAUAUUGCUUCUGAUCCUCAACAGCCAGAAGAAGAAGAAAAAAUUUCUGUCGAACAACCCCCUGUGGAAGUUGAGUCUAUUCAGUUACAGGAAUUCCUGAAAAUGACCAACAUUCACUUUAUGGAACUCACUACUACAAAACGGCGACACACAACUGCCCCUGGCAGUGCCAUCAAGAAGCUGACACGACCGUCUAGCGAGAAUAUACCUAAAUUAGGCUCCAUAACAUUUGAAGAUUGUGUGGCAGCUGGCUUUUGUACUGUUCCAAUGCUUGAAUUGUACCAGCAUUCAUGCCGGGAGUUGAAAUCCUAUAUUUCUGAAGGUCGGCAAGUGAUCCGCUCUAUUGAGGCAGAAACAUAUGCCGAGAAUCCUGCUCUUUUCAAGGAGUAUGUCACCGCUCCGCCGGAUAUCCGAGUGAUCAUGGAUAAUCAAUUCCGAAAUGUCAAGACCCAUGCUCGUCUGCUGAGCAAAGCUACAUGGUACGAGUGGCGGAUGAAGUUGCUUGAGGGGUUGAAGGAAGGGCUCAUCCGCCACGCGGAAGAAAUGAAAGCAGACGAUAAUCUGCUAUCUGAGCGAGAAGAUUUGCUUAACCGGAACGUUCCACUGCUCGUGGAGAAGCACGCUUCUCUCGAGCAAGAGGCAACAACCCUACAACAGUUGGUGGAAGAGAUGGACAACUGUGAUCAAGAUGAGCUGCGCAGUGCGCGCAGCAAGUUGUCUGAAGUGGACUCCGAGAUUGCAGCUAAGAGACGCGAACUUGAGCGGUUGCAGGCGGAGGUCCAGGAGAAAACCACCUUCAUCGAAGCUGGAGCCGAAAUGCGGCAUGAAUACCUGGCUCAAAUCCAGGAGGCAGAGCGUAUGAAGGAAGAGUGCCGUGGCUGGAGUGCCCGGGAGAUCAAUGAAUUGAAGACCUCUGUCCAACGAAUUCAGCAACAAACUGGUUGGUCGAUCGUUUCGGCUUCAACUCCUUCAGAUGCCUCGGAGGGACCUUUACUAAAGAUGGCUUACCGGGACCAGCUCCAACUAGAGUUCUAUCCUGGAGCUUUUGCCUCCAAAAAUAGCGGCCAGAAAGAGGGAAAGAACUACCCGAUGGAACUGACUUCCCAAAAGAAUGUUUACAUUUCUGCCAUUGCAUCAUUGGUCCUUCACUCGCUACAGCACCACCUGGCUACCAUCCAGCAAUCUACUGUCUCACCUAAGCAGCUUUUGUGCUUUAUUUCUAGCGCAUGGGACCGCACAGUUGGCCUAGAAAACGAAACGCGCAUGCUGGAAUUCUGUGGUGUUACUCGCCUCACACUAUCCAAACCCGAUGAGGGCUCUCUUUCUCUACUUACACGCUGCACUCUCCUCGGCAACGCGGCGUUCGCCGCACCUGGCCGUAAAAGCUCCGCUUUGAAAAGUAACAGUGCCAAGAGAAUCGAUGUUGACUUCACUGUCCGUACCCGCAUUGAUAAAAGCAAUGCAGGGAACACCAUCGGCGUCUUGGACUUUGAAAUUGACGUUCUGGCGACGAAGGUCUAUGGUUUCGGAACAGGCAGCAAGUCAGAUCUUACAGACAAGGAGUUGCAAAGCAUUCUCGGCAAAAGCCUUGGUCAGGAUAAGAACGGCGAUUUCCAGCUAGGAAAUGGCGUGUGGUGCAAGGCAGUCCGCACGCUCACGGCAUCUGUGUUUUAG